AUGACUCAUUCCUUCUCAAUUUGCGUUAAUAACGGAGGCAAAGAUGGAAACACGGAAAUAAGGUUACCUCAGAAUCGAUGCGAGGGCUCAUCUGAAACACGCCGCAGAGGCAAGGACACGACGAAACGAUGGUCUGGUCGAACGAACGAGCGAGCGAGCGACGGCGACGGCGACGACGACGAAGAAAUCGUCGAUCAGCUGUUGAAGAGGACAAAUGUAUGCAUGACUCAGCAACCCCUGGCGGACAGAACAUACGCGACUACGUUGUCAUGA
Molecule: messenger RNA, 273 nt
Organism: Soboliphyme baturini
Lineage: Eukaryota; Metazoa; Nematoda; Enoplea; Dioctophymatida; Soboliphymatidae
Source: the annotation of a GenBank genome assembly